UUCUGGCACAAAGCAUGUUUCCACUGCGAGACCUGCAAGAUGACCCUCAACAUGAAGAACUACAAGGGCUACGAGAAGAAGCCCUACUGCAACGCACACUACCCGAAGCAAUCCUUCACCAUGGUGGCAGACACUCCCGAGAACCUGCGCCUAAAGCAGCAGAGCGAGCUGCAGAGCCAGAUUCGCUACAAGGAGGAGUUUGAGAAGAACAAGGGGAAAGGCUUCAGCGUGGUGGCCGACACCCCGGAGCUGCAGCGAAUCAAAAAGACUCAGGAUCAGAUCAGCAACAUCAAAUACCACGAAGAGUUUGAGAGGAGCAGGAUGGGCCCCAGCCCCAGCGAGGGCGCAGAGAUGGAGCGCAGGAACUCCCAGGAAAGCGCCAAUUACCGACGGCCGGAGCAGCACCAACCACAGCACCACGUCCAGCCCAGCAACCCAGUGUACCAGCAGCAGCCGGCCUCGCAGUCCUACGGCUACAAGGAGCCCGCGGCGCCCGCCUCCACGCAGCGCAGCGCACCAUCCGCGGCGGGGAAGCGUUUCCGCGCCGUCUACGAUUACAACGCGGCCGAUGAAGACGAGGUCUCCUUCCAGGACGGUGACACCAUCAUCAACGUGCAGCAGAUCGACGACGGCUGGAUGUACGGCACGGUGGAGCGCACGGGCGACACGGGCAUGCUGCCCGCCAACUACGUGGAGGCCAUCUGA
This is a messenger RNA of Numida meleagris (helmeted guineafowl), 705 nucleotides long. It is a transcript of the gene LASP1, whose product is annotated as LIM and SH3 protein 1. The record is from RefSeq and is a predicted model, not a curated record. Gene Ontology annotation, cellular component: focal adhesion. Lineage: Eukaryota; Metazoa; Chordata; Aves; Galliformes; Numididae. Gene Ontology annotation, molecular function: actin filament binding.